This is a messenger RNA of Sclerotinia sclerotiorum 1980 UF-70, 225 nucleotides long. RefSeq lists its product with no specific name. The record is from RefSeq and is a predicted model, not a curated record. Bases 1 to 225 code for a protein of 74 amino acids. NCBI's taxonomy places the organism in Eukaryota, Fungi, Ascomycota, Leotiomycetes, Helotiales, Sclerotiniaceae. The transcript has a single exon.
AUGGGUAGUGUCGAGGCAUUGUGCGUUCCAUUUGCGUAUUCCCGAAGAAGAGAUGGCAUGCUAAGAAAGCUCGUACGACGAGUACCUGUGAGAAGACCCGGGAGAGCAUCUACCGAGUCAUUGAGGUACCUGGAGAUGCUUGGAUUAUCGCAAGAUGCCAUUUUUGCACGAAUGCGGGCGAAACAGCAAGUCAACUUCGCGAGUGCUCACUUUGAGGAUAAGUGA